AUGGGCAGCGGGCUCCUUGUCCUCACUUCAGUCUUGGUCACAGAGGAGGACGCUGUCCUCAUCACUGUGGACCGGUCUGCGUCCUCCGCGUCUAGUGAAGACAGCCAGGCAGCCUCGGAGGAGGACAGCAUCCCGCUGAUAGACGUUCACAGCUGGGCGAACCGGACCUGGCCCGCCGCGCCCAAUGCCAACCACUCUUCCGGGGUCCUUACAUCGACCCUUGACCUCAGCCCCUCCCUCCUGUCGGCCUCCCCGGGGCCUGCUCCUAGAUCCCAGCAGACUGAAGUCUGGGGGCCCUGGGACUAUGUCUUGGUGGCUAACCUUAACCAGAAUCCCAAACAGUGUCGUCGUCAGCAGCAGUUCCUGGAGGAGUUACAGAGAAAGGGCUUUCAGUAUAAGGAGAUGCAGGACCAGCACAAGAAGUACUUUGGGGUCCGAGCCAAGACUGAACUCUUCCUCCAGUACUGCAGACUUCUCAUGGAACCCGAGGGGCCUGCGCCCGAGGCCCUGUCACUUGAUGAGGACCCCACCCUAGACACUACACGAAUCCGCAUCAUCAACACCUUCAUCCAGAACACCAGAACAGAAGACAGGGAGAAAUUCGAGGACUUAAAGAAGGACAAGGUCUUUGAAACCGGCUUUUUCCUGCACUCGUUGAUGGCUGAGCCCCAGGAGGUGCCUGGGGUGAAACCAGAAGGAACUGAUAAGAAACUGAGGGAAUGGGCACAGUGGAGAAAUAUGUUCUGUAAGCAGCCGAUUGAUGAUAUCAGGAACUAUUUUGGCGAGAAGGUGGCGCUGUACUUCGCCUGGCUUGGCUGGUAUACCUGUAUGCUGAUGAUUGCAGCUGCAGUGGGCCUCCUGAUUUUCCUGAGCGGCUUUGCCCACUUUAAUGCCAGUCAAAUCAGCAAGGAGAUCUGUGAGGCCCACGACAUCUUCUUGUGUCCUCGAGGAGACAACAAACAGAGCCAGCGGCUUUCAGACACCUGCACCUAUGCCAAGCUCACGCACCUCUUCGACAACGAGGGCACGGUGGUGUUUGCCAUCUUCAUGGCUUUGUGGGCCACUGUGUUCCUGGAGGUCUGGAAACGGAAGCGCUCCCAUGUGGUCCAAAACUGGCACCUGUGUGGCUGGGAUGAGGAUGAGGAGGAGAUGAUGCUGGAACUGAUGAACUACCCCCAGUACCAGCCCAAGUGGCAUGAACAUUCGUACCUGCGCAGCGCAAUCAUCCUCCUUCUGUCUCUGUUCAUGAUCUGCCUCAUGAUUGGCAUGGCCCACGUCCUGGUGGUCUACCGUGUCCUAGCAGCUGCCCUCUUCAAGUCCUGGGUCUUGUCCUUCAUGGAGCACCAGGUGACCACGGUUGUGGUGGUCUCGGGGGCCCUCGUGCAUUACGUGACCAUAGUGAUCAUGACCAAGAUCAACAGGCGGGUGGCUCUGAUGCUGUGUGACUACGAGAAGCCUCGGACCUUCUCAGAGCGAGAGAGCAAGUUCACUGUCAAGUUCUUCACGCUCCAGUUUUUCGCUCAUUUCUCCUCCCUCUUCUACGUCGCCUUCAUCCUGGGCAGGAUCAAUGGUCACCCUGGGAAGUCUGUACGUCUCGCGGGCUUGUGGAAGCUAGAGGAGUGUCACCUCAGUGGCUGUAUGAUGGACCUCUUCGUGCAGAUGGCCAUCAUCAUGGGUCUGAAACAAACCCUGAGCAACUGUGCGGAGUACCUGAGCCCGUGGCUGUCCAACAAGUGUCGCAGGUUCAAGUACGGCCGAGCCUCCCAAGACCCUGAGCUGAGGGGCUGGCAGCACAACUACCUCCUGGGCCCCGUCACCGUCUUCAGUCUGUUCGAUGAGUUCAUGGAGAUGAUGAUGCAGUAUGGUUUCACCACCAUCUUCGUGGCUGCCUUCCCGCUCGCCCCGCUGCUGGCGCUCUUCAGUAACCUCGUGGAAAUCCGCCUAGACGCCAUCAAGAUGGUACGACUUCAGCAGCGCCUGGUACCACGCAAGGCCAAGGACAUAGGGACAUGGCUGCAGGUGCUGGAGACUAUCGGCGUGCUGGCGGUCAUUACCAAUGGACUGGUCAUUGCCUUCACAUCCGAGUUCAUCCCCAGAGUGGUCUACAAGUACUACUAUGGCCCGUGCCGGGGGGGAGCCCGGCCUGCAGUCGACUGCCUCACUGGUUACGUCAACCACAGCCUGUCUGUGUUCUACACCAAGGACUUCGAGAACGACAAUGACCAACAGGGCUGGGAGACAGUGACCGAGUGCAGGUACCGGGACUACCGAAACGCUGACGACUACAACCUCUCCCAGCAUUUCUGGGUCCUCCUGGCCAUCCGCCUGGUCUUCCUCAUCCUCUUUGAGCAUGUGGCCUUGUGCAUCAAGCUUAUUGCGGCCUGGUUUGUGCCUGAUGUCCCUCGGAAAGUGAACAACGAAAUUCUGAAAAGCAAGUUCAAGAGAGUCCAGGAGAAGAUGAGGCAAAAGCUGCAGUGUGGGGUGGCGAGCCCCCCGCCUGCCUCCAGCUCCUGCCUGAGGAGCACACCUGUGUAG
Chrysochloris asiatica (Cape golden mole) is the source of this 2535-nucleotide messenger RNA. RefSeq names its product anoctamin 9 (gene ANO9). The transcript is spliced from 21 exons. The record is from RefSeq and is a predicted model, not a curated record. NCBI's taxonomy places the organism in Eukaryota, Metazoa, Chordata, Mammalia, Afrosoricida, Chrysochloridae. Bases 1 to 2535 code for a protein of 844 amino acids. Gene Ontology annotation, cellular component: plasma membrane. Gene Ontology annotation, molecular function: chloride channel activity. Gene Ontology annotation, biological process: chloride transmembrane transport.